UUUGUCAUGUCCAUCAGCGUGACCGUGAGGAAGGUCUCCAACCUGCCGGGAGGAUCCCAACGCAGAGUGGAGCUCACCUUCAGAGGAUUCACCCAGAAGACCAGGGUGGUGCACGGCGAGGGCGCGGCGGUCUUCAACGAGUCCUUCCGCUGGCCUCACUACGGCAAAGUGAUCCGACAUGAAGUGUUGACCAUCGCCGUUUACAACUUCAGUAAAGUCUUCUCCAACAGACUCCUAGGUAAGCUGGUUGUGGGCCUCCAGCACAUCGUUACAUCGGGGAGGCUGUUGCUACGGGAACCACUCACCGACGGCAACCAUCUCCUGACUGACAUCUACGUGGAAUUGGACGUGCACUACCAUCCGGUGGAGGGCGCUGCAGGAGGGUGGGACGGGCAGGACUUCAUCAGAGUAGAGGACGACGGCGGUUUUGGAUUUGCGCUGUUCAGAUCAUCGCAGGGCUUGCAGAAUGAAGCCUUUGAAGAUGACGAGAGCCCUCAGACGCUGAGUCGGCCCGAGAGGCAACUGGAGAGGGAGGCUCGGUAUCUGGGACGCAGACUCGUCCAGGAGCAAGGCGACUACGGCGACGACUACGACGACGACGACCUGGACGACCUGCUGGACUUGGAGGCCUGCGACAUCGUCUUCACUCCUUUGAUGAGCCGUUCCAGACCACUGUCCCGGCAUGUUGCUGCAGCCACGCCUAAAGUUCAAAGUUUCCAGGUGAACGUCAACAUCCUGGAAGCUCAGAAACUGGUGGGCAUCAACAUCAACCCGGCAGUCUUCAUCCGAGUCGGAGAGCAGAAAAAACACACGGCCACUCAAAAGUCCACCAACUGUCCCUUUUACAACGAAAACUUCCAGUUUGAGUUCCAUGAGACUCCAGAGAUCCUCUUUGAUAAGGUCAUUGAGAUCAAGGUCUACCACCGUCGCACUCUGGCGUUCCUGAUGAGCCACGUGGGAACCUUCAAGAUUGACAUCGCCACUGUGUUCCGGGAGCCAGACCACCGCUUCUACCAGAAGUGGGCACCGCUCACCGACCCCGCCGACACCCGAUCGGGUGUCAAGGGCUACGUGAAAGCCAGCCUCAGCGUGCUGAUGAAGGGGGAAGCUCUGAACGCCCCCAGCCUGCCGCUCGCCACGCCCAACGCCAACGAUGACAUCGACAAGAAUUUGAUGCUGCCUCGCGGUAUGCCCUCUGAGCGUCCAUGGGCUCGAUUUCGGGUACGGGUCUACAGGGCAGAGGGCCUGCCUACUAUGGAUGCAGGAUUGAUGGCCAAAAUGUCCAAGGUCACAGAUCGAACGGUCUUCAUUGAUCCUUACGUCCAAGUCACAUUUGGUGGACAGAAGGGCGAGACAGCCGUUGCUUACGCCACCAGCUGCCCAGUGUGGAACGAGGAGAUUUCCUUCAUCGAGCAGUUUCCGCCCCUGGCCCAGCGAAUCAGAGUUCAGAUACUUGAUGACGCCAAGAUGGGGGAUAUCGCUCUUGCCACACACUUCCUUGACCUGCAGCAGAUUUCCGACCCCACCAGGAACGGUUUUAACCCAACCUUUGGACCCUGUUGGGUCAAUCUAUACGGUUCUCCUCGGAACUCCACCCUCGGAGACGUCCACCAGGCUUUGAACCAGGGACUGGGAGAGGGAAUCUUUUACCGUGGUCGAAUCCUUCUGGCACUCUGUGUGGAGAUUUACUCCUCGCCAUCAGUCAUCGCUGUGGAUUCCAACUCGUCCCAGUUACCGAUGGUGAAAGGAACGCUGGGGCGGUUCGGACUGAAGAAGAAGCGAGCCAGCAAGAAGGAGAAGAGGAUGGAAGCUUCCAGCCGACAGGGCGCCGAGUCCGAGGAGGCAGGGGUGGAGGUCCCAGAAGCAGUGACCGUGGACGUGGAGGAGAUUCACCCUCUGCCUGAGGGUUUCCUGGGUGAGAGAGAAGAUUUUCUGCUCUUCGCAUCUUUGUUUGAGGUCACCAUGAUGGAUUCAUCUGUAGGCACUGGGCCCUUGACCUUUGAACUGUCCAUAGGAAAUCGUGGUAAGGCAGUGAAAGCCGGGAGAUCCAAGAAGAGCCAAAGCCGGGAGGAGCUGAACCGGAGCCGGGUAGAGUUGAGGCAAAGCCGGGAGGAGCUGAACCGAAGCCGGGAAGAGCUGAGGCAAAGCCGGGAGGACCUCAGCAAUGAGGCGCAAGCACUUCUGGACUCGGAAGAGGACCUGGACAGGGAGGCGGUGCUGAGUCCGGAACCCGAGAACUGUUCCGUGUCCGCGCCCAUGCGACCGCAGCCCACCGAGUACGACAGGUCAUUCCAGUGCAUCCCGCUGCAGGCCCCCUCGGAGAAACUCAAGCCCUGUUUGUUUGUCUGGAGUCAAUUCGAAGACCACAGCUUUCGUCUGUACCAGGCCAACUGGCUGAGCAAGAUGGCAGACAGGCUGGAGAUCGGUCUGGACGAGGCGGAGCGUCUCGGGCGGAGGCCUCGGAGCAACGUGAAGGAGCGUCUGGUGCACGUGCUGCUGGAGCUGAUCUCUUCCUGCAAACAGUUCAGACUGUUCUCAGACAGGCGAGCUCAGUUUCGUCCCAACAACUUGGACGCCUGCAGGAAAGCCUUCAUUAAGAAAAAUUUGGUGAGGGUGGCCAGGCAGGCCGUGAGAGCCAGGCAGAGGAUAACCAGGCAGACGCUCAAACAGCGAAUGUCGGAUGUUAAGAAACUCCUGAGCAAACUUCGACACUUGGCCAAAGAGCCCCAGAACACCAUCCCGGACGCCUUCUUGUGGUUGCUGAGCGGAAGCAAACGAUUGGCCUACGUCAGGAUUCCCGCCCACUCCGUCAUCUUCUCGUUGGUGGAGGACCAGAGGGGGCGGGACUGCGGUCGCGUUACCACACUCUACAUGAAGUCUCCGGGCGGCUCCGCCAGCGAGAUCUUCGCCAAGCUGGAGGUGUACUUGUGGCUGGGUCAGGCCAAGUACAGCAAGGAGGCCGUCACCUCGCUACCGGACGAGUUCCUGCCCAUCUACGAUGAGUCGGAGGAGAACGAGACCCCGCCGGUCGUUACGGCAACGAGGAGGAUCCCCGUCAGCCUGUGUUGCCAGGACAGUCGUUACUUCCAGCUACGAUGUCACCUCUAUGAAGCUCGCGGCCUAAUGCCGGCCGAUGACAACGGCUUAUCGGAUCCCUUCGCCAAGGUGCUCUUCUCUACCCAGUGUCAGGUGACUAAGGUGUCCCCAGAGACGCUGUCCCCGGCGUGGUCCGAGUGUUUGCUGUUCGAGCGCGUCCUGCUGGAGGGAAGCAUGGAGGACCUCCGUCACGACCCCCCUCUGGUCAUCGUCCACAUCUUCGACUACGACGCCGUGGGUAGGCCGAAGCCUCUGGGCCGAGCGUACGCCGAACCCGAGUUGAAAGCGGCGGAGACGCCGUACCGGAAGCCCCGCCUGCGCUUCCACGACAUCAACGCGGGGAGGACGCCGGCCGGAGAGUUGCUGGCGGCUUUUGAGCUCAUCGAGCUGGACUACUCGUCCUUCGGCGAGCCCUCCCUCCCGAGCAGCGUAGACCCUCAGGAGCUGACCUACCUGCCGGACCAGCGCCGCUACGACAUCCCGGAGGGAGUCCGACCCGUCCUCAGGAACUUCAGAAUAGAGGUGCUGUUCUGGGGCUUGCGUGAGCUGAAGCGGGUGCAGCUGUUCCAGGUGGAGCGCCCCCUGGUGAAGGUGGAGUGCGCCGGACGCCAGCUGGAGUCCGAGGAGAUGGAGAGCUACAAGAGCCACGCCAACUUCAAGGAGUUGGUCCGCUUCCUCCACGUGAAGCUGCCGGAGCAGGCCUACCUCCACCCGCCUCUGACCCUCUUCGUGGUGGAGCGGCGAGCGUUCGGACACCAGGUCCUGGUCGGGACCCACGUGGUCCAGAACCUCAUGGACUACGCUGCGCCCGAGUCGGGGGACGAGCCAGAUGAGGAAGAGGAAGAGCCUAAACCCAGAGUGAAGAAGACGACCCCGACCGAGACCAGCACGCUGAAGUCACUGAGCAAGAUCAAACUCGGCAACCUGUCAGUCAGAGAGUCGAAGAUUCCCAACUGCGCCAUCAAGCUGAUCAACAAGCUGCAAAAGGACGAGGACGAGCAGCUGGAGGAGGACGUGCCGGAAGCGGAGGAGCUGGACUGGUGGUCCAAGUACUACGCGUCCCUGGAAGAGCUGGAGAAACAGGCUGCUGAGGAGGAGGAGGAAGAGGAGGAACAAGAUGGAGAGACAGGGAAUGCGCCAAACGUAGAAGAGGUUGAGGCGGACCCGGCGGUGGAGCAGAUGGAGCCUCACAAGCGAAAGAAGAUCGCCACUCUCAAGUUGUAUCCGAGCGACUUGGAGUCAGAGUUCCGGCAGUUCCAGGACUGGCUUCAGGUCUUCCCGCUGUACAAAGGCCGAGCGAUCGGCGAGGACGCCGACGAAGACGAAGACGAGCGUCUGAUGGGAAAGUACAAGGGUUCCUUCCUGGUCUACCCGAUCGAUUCAGAGGAGGACGAAGAUGACGUCAAGUGUCAGAUCUCCAAAGGGAUCCCCCAGAACUCAGCGCUCAAGGUGCUGGUUCGGGUCUACGUGGUCAAGGGCACCAAUCUGGCUCCCACGGACCCGAACGGCAAAGCCGACCCGUACCUGGUGGUCCGCGUUGGGCAGCAGAGUCAAGACACCAAGGACCGUUACAUCCCCAAACAACUCAAUCCCGUGUUUGGAGAGGUGUUCGAAGCGACGGUGUCGUUCCCCGGCGAGACGGAUGCGCUGGUCAGGGUGAUGGACCACGACAUGGUGGGCGCCGACGACGUCAUCGGCGAGACGCGGGUGGACCUGGAGAACCGCUUCUACAGCCGGCACCGCGCCACGUGCGGCCUGGCCCUCAGCUACGACGCCCAAGGUUACAACGCGUGGCGGGACGCAAAAAAGCCCUCGGUCAUCCUCUCCGAGCUCUGCAAGAAAAACGGCAUUCCGGCCCCGGAAUAUCGACCGUCGGAGGUCAAAGUCCUCAACAAGAUCUUCAAGAUCCCUUCCGAGGCCGUCCCGGAAGACGUGCUGAAGAAGACAGAGAGUUCGGCGGAGGCGGCGGCGGCGGCGGACGAGGAGCACGCGGCCCUCAGCGUUCUGCGACGUUGGGCCGAGAUGAGCGAGUUCCUCCCGGGAGCGGUCGCGCUGGUGCCGGAGCACGUGGAAAUCCGCUCGCUCGUCAACCAGGACAAACCCGGACUUCCGCAGGGCUUCCUCCACAUGUGGGUGGACAUGUUCCCGACGGACGUUCCGCCGCCGCCGCCCGUGGACAUCAAGCCUCGGCUGCCCGUAUCGUACGAGCUCCGCGUCAUCAUCUGGAACGCGGAAGACGUCUUCCUGGACGACGUCAACCCGUUCACCGGCGACCCGUCAUCCGACAUCUACGUGAAAGGUUGGAUUCGAGGCCUGGAGGGAGACAAGCAGGAGACGGACGUCCACUUCAAUUCCCUGACCGGAGAGGGAAACUUCAACUGGAGAUUCGUCUUCCGCUUUGACUACCUGCCCACCGAGAAAGAACUGGUGUGCAAGCGCAGGGAGUCGUUCUUCUCGCUGGAAGAGUCCGAGACCCGACAGCCGGCCGUUCUGGCGCUGCAGCUCUGGGACUACGAUCGCAUAUCGCAAAACGACUUCCUCGGCUCGCUGGAGCUGCGCCUCAGCGACAUGGUCCGCGGUGCCAAGUCGGCGGCCAAGUGCACGGCGCGGAUGGCCGAUCAGCGCGCCCGCCCGCGGGCGUCCAUCUUCCGCUCCAAGAAGAUGAAGGGCUGGUGGCCGCUCACCCGCCUGAAGACGGCCGACGACUGGGAGCGCGAGGAACGAGACGCCCGCCGCCGCCGGAAAAACAAAAAGACCAAAGACAAGCGAGCCCGCCUGAAGCAGGACGACGUCUGCUUCACCGACGCCGGCGGAAACGUCCACUUGCUCAUGGGUAAAGUGGAGGCGGAGCUGCAGCUGCUGACGUCGGACCAAGCCGAGGCCAACCCGGUGGGGCGUGGCCGCAAGGAGCCCGAACCUCUCGACAAGCCAAACCGUCCCACCACCAGCUUGACGUGGUUCGCCAACCCCAUGAAGACGUUGGUCUUCGUGGUGUGGAAGAAGUUCAAGAAGCUGCUGGUGACCGGCGCCGUCCUGGCCGUGCUGACGCUCUUCUUGGGCCUGCUGGUCUACACGCUGCCGCAGCACAUCAGCGGGCUGCUGGUGGCCGGGUGAGCGGCGCCGGCGGACCUCCUUCGUGGCCCGCCGGGGAAACGCAAACCUCGCUCCAAUGGACCCCCUCCCUGCACGUAGUUUUGGCGCAAGGGGGGUCCCUGACCCCAAAUCAAGCGAACGGUCCCAACGUGAGCACUCCGGGCAACCUUUUUCUACAAAUGUGAGCUCCAAAUAUUAAAUGUUCACGUUUAAGUCCAUCAAAUAUUUCUGAACUCGCAAUUCAAUAUUUUUUUCACUUUUCAAAGUUUUCAUCAUUUUUAAUGAAUUGUCAGGAUUUUAGCUUCUUUAAGGAGUUGAAGUGAGUCAAAUAAACAAUUUUCAUACCUUU
Messenger RNA from Syngnathoides biaculeatus (alligator pipefish), 6538 nucleotides. It is a transcript of the gene fer1l4, whose product is annotated as fer-1 like family member 4. Gene Ontology annotation, biological process: plasma membrane organization. The coding region runs from base 7 to 6210 and encodes 2067 amino acids. The transcript has 49 exons. Gene Ontology annotation, cellular component: membrane. The record is from RefSeq and is a predicted model, not a curated record. Lineage: Eukaryota; Metazoa; Chordata; Actinopteri; Syngnathiformes; Syngnathidae.